AGACAUCUUGGGAAGCCAUGUCACCAUCCAUCCCGGUGUUCAACCUCCAGCCUCAUCUAAUGAGUCCUCUGAGCGAAACCUCGUGGGCAACAUGGCUCGCUUCAGGGAAUCACCUUUCGAUUUCCUUAGGGAAGUCAGUUUGCAUGUGUCUGGAAUCGGCUGGCGGGCUUACGAUGACGUGGUUGGCCAACCCAUAUUUUAUCCCGGAUUUACCGAUAAUAUGAAGGGAAUGGUGUUAUCCAAUGCCAUACUCCAGAAGAAAACUCAGGAAUUGGCGGAGGCAAGGCUUAAGGCGGAGGAGAGAGCUGGUCUUCUCGCCCCAACAGAUACCGGAUAUAGCGAGAGACGAGCACGACGAAGAGCUAUACUGGAGACCAGUCUGCAGGAAGUAACCGAAAAGAUGGCAGAUGAUAUGAUCUGCAGGUUCGAGAGCAAAGCAUUUAUUCGAACGGCUUUUUACGUGUGUACUCAACUGCUCACAAAAGCCUAUCAUCAAGGCAUUCAUGUAUCAAGUGAGGAAGUUCUUCGCCUUCGCUCUGUGGCAGAGCGAGCGGCAGAAAAGAAACAAUCAAUUAUCUUUCUUCCUUGUCAUAAGUCUCACGUGGAUUACGUUUCCCUUCAGUUGAUAUGUUACCGUCUCGGUCUCGCAUUACCUGUUGUGGUUGCUGGGGAUAAUCUUAACUUCCCUUUCGUGGGUCAGUUUCUGCAGCAUGCUGGUGCGAUGUGGAUUCGAAGAAGCUUUGGCGAAGAUGUGUUAUACUCGACGCUCGUACAGUCUUACAUUGACACCAUAUUGCGAAAUGGUUAUAAUUUUGAGUGCUUUAUAGAGGGUGGUCGUUCUAGGAUUGGAAAGCUCUUGGGCCCAAAAUUCGGCAUUCUUAGCUUCAUCCUUGAUAGCGUACUCUCAGGCAGAACGGAGGACGCAAUAAUGUGCCCAGUCAGUACACAAUAUGACAAAGUAAUUGAAACUGAAUCCUACAUCAGUGAGCUAUUGGGACAGCCCAAACCAAAGGAAAACCUCCAGGAUUUUCUUUCUGCUUCAUCUGUGCUUUCCCUUCAGCUUGGAAGAGUCGAUGUUCGGUUUCACGAGCCGUGGAGCCUCCGGGAUUUCAUUAUACAGCAGCGAGCCCGCUUCAGCAAAGUUCAGCCUCCUGUCACUGACAAAUCUGUCACGGAACGAACGAGGCUACUUAGGACACUUGGUUAUAAGAUAUUGAGCGAUAUCAAUUCCGUAUCGGUAAUUAUGCCCACAGCGCUUAUCGGCACCGUACUUUUGACACUCAGAGGGCGUGGAGUCGGAAAAGCAGAGUUGGACCGAAGAGUCAAUUGGCUUACCGAGCGUGUUAGGGCACGUGGUGGUAGAGUUGCCCAUUUUUCCGGAGCCCCAACAAGCACUAUUGUAGAUCGUGGGCUGGAGGUUCUAGGACCCAGUUUGGUGGGAAAAAUCGAAGGGCUCGCUGAAGAUACAUAUUACGCUGUUGAUAGAUUCCAAUUGUCAUUCUAUCGCAACAUGACAAUUCAUUUGUUUGUGUCUGAAGCUUUGGUUUCUGCAGCAAUGUAUACUCGAGUCAAGCAAGGUGGUGGGCCCGACAAUCAGAGGAUCUCUUACGCCAUGCUUGUAGAUCAAGUAUCUUUCCUGUCACAACUCUUUCGUGGCGAAUUCAUAUUUCCAACCGAAGGAUUGAUGAUCAACCUAGACAAGACUUUGCAUGCGCUGGAGAGGGACCAUGUAAUCAGAAUCAAUCGCCGCGAAGAUGGGCCAGUUGGGCCUAAUGUUAUAUCUUCUGUGGAAAUUAGUCAUCAUGAAAGGUUGUGUGGCAGAGAGAAUUUUGACUUCUAUUGCUUCCUGAUAUGGCCGUUCAUCGAGGCAAGCUGGCUUGGCGCAGUUUCAUUGAUGGGUCUCAGUCCCCCGAUUGGGCAGAAUAACGAGGUUUGGCUUGAUCUCAAACGCGUGCAAGAGCAUGCGCAGCUUCUUGGCAAAACCUUGUAUCAUCAAGGCGACCUCUCAUACUUCGAAGCAGUCAAUAGGGAGACUUUGAAGAAUGCCUAUAAUUUUUUUGAGGAAGAAGGAAUUAUUAUUGUCUCCAAAACAAAGUCAUCGCGGCCUUCCCAGACGAUGAGGCUUGCACCUCAAUGGUGCCCUCCUCGAGAUGGUGCCACUGGACAUAUUCUCCCGCAAGGCAGGCUGUGGGACUUUACAGAAAUGAUAGCCAAAUCCCGAAGAGAGGGGAAAAACAGACGAGAUGGAGCCACCGUCUCUACACGUGUGCUCACUCUUUCAGACAAGGUCGGCCAAGAGCUAUUUGUAGCAGCCACGGUCCCACGGUCCCAGCCACCUGAGGGUGACUAUCAAAGGAGGAGGGCAAGAAGAAAAGCCAUUCAAACAAGACCUCGGCUAUAGUCACCUGCAGCAUUCUUUGUACUCUGAUGAUCCAAUUUGAGAUUAUCGUCCUUGAAAAGUACCUCUGUCUGAGGGGUUAUUUGUAUUGGGCCUUUCCGAUGCUCUUCCCCCCCUUCCCCCUAAUGUUUAUAUCUCUUUCUUAAUCACUAUUGUCGUACAUUUCUCACUCGGGAAUUGCCACAUUGAAGCUUAUAAAUAAUGACCGUCUUAUCGUCGUCUCUUGAACCGGCCAUUUAGACCAGUUUAGAUGACUUUAAAUGACUGAAUCGUG
Molecule: messenger RNA, 2672 nt
Organism: Xylona heveae TC161
Lineage: Eukaryota; Fungi; Ascomycota; Xylonomycetes; Xylonales; Xylonaceae
Product: acyltransferase, variant 1
Exons: 8
Coding region: 92-2401 (769 amino acids)
Cellular component (GO): mitochondrial membrane
Source: RefSeq, a predicted model, not a curated record